This is a messenger RNA of Entelurus aequoreus (snake pipefish), 1107 nucleotides long. RefSeq names its product interleukin 12a (gene il12a). Gene Ontology annotation, molecular function: growth factor activity; interleukin-12 receptor binding. NCBI's taxonomy places the organism in Eukaryota, Metazoa, Chordata, Actinopteri, Syngnathiformes, Syngnathidae. Gene Ontology annotation, cellular component: extracellular region. The coding region runs from base 1 to 660 and encodes 219 amino acids. The transcript has 7 exons. The record is from RefSeq and is a predicted model, not a curated record. Gene Ontology annotation, biological process: immune response.
AUGGCGGAGGAGAAUAUAAAAGCUGCAGCAGUUUUUCUUUUCUUUUCUUCAGACGUCAUCAGCUGUUUGCUCCUCACCUCCACCUUGCAGUGGCGCGCGUGCACAUCCCUGCCUGCGCGCCACCCGAGCGCGCCAAACUGCGCCACGUGCUCCACGCUCUUCAGAGGCCUCCUGCUCAACAUCAAAGAACUUCUCAAAAGUGAGUUAUUGUGUUACGGCAUCACGUCUGAAAGAGUCACCGUCAGCAGUUCGUCGGACACUAUACGCGCGUGCACGCCCACGAUGCACCAGAAUUCAAGCUGCAUGGUGUACAGGAAUUCCUCCUUCAGUGAGAGCGAGUGUCUGAUGAACAUCAAGAAGGACAUGCUUCACUAUCAUGGUGUCAUCCAGUCCUACCUCAAGGCCGCCCUCAGGAAACCUAAAGAAGAAACGGCGCUUCUCCUCCCCACCUUGAAAAUCAUCCAGAACCUGCAGAAGAACUGUUCCCCGAUUGCAAAUAAAGGACAAGACUUGGCGGAGGAGGAUGCGUACCAAAUGUGGGGAUCCAACUCCUUCACUAAUAGACUUGAGAUGUACAAGAUGAUGAGAGGCUUCUACAUCCGAGCCAUCACCAUCAACAGAGCCAUGGGCUACAUCUCGGCAGGCGAUCACAGGAAGUAAACAAUCCUGGUCAGCAUGGCCGGCCUUGUCGUUGAUAUCAGUGCAAUCACCCUUGAAAGGUUCAAAGAAGCAAAGUUUCAUAGUUUUCGAAGUGAAAAAUGUCGGACCCCAUCUGACAACAGCAAUGUACUAACGCAAACAUCCCAUAAAAACAUUCAAGAACUUAUAUUGACCAUUGGCUGGGAUUCCUUGUCAUGGUCCUGGUCCCGGUUGUUGCUGGAGGCAGAAUUUGUAAAGCAUCAUUUGUGCAGGGAAAAUGAGAAAAUACCUUAAGCUUUCAUAAACACGUGACUAUCGAUGUAUUUAUUUUACUACAGCGUCAUCUGCUGGACACAAUGGGAAACUACCUCACACUGAUAUUGAACCAAGACAACAGUAGGCCAAUUUUUCCAAUAUUUGGGAAACACUUCUCUGUGACCACUCUAUUUAUUACCAUCAUUUAUCAAA